Messenger RNA from Vitrella brassicaformis, 2807 nucleotides. Lineage: Eukaryota; Vitrellaceae. The record is from the annotation of a GenBank genome assembly.
CGGAGCGGAUCUUCCAUCCCGAGCUUUGUGCCACGCAAGUGUCUAGCAGGAUGCAUUCCGCUGCACUGCUACUGCUUUACUGCAUUGCUGCCGCUUUCGGCAGCAGCGAGAUUGGCAGUGAUGGGAUGCUCAAGGCUGCUGCAGGAGUUGACACAUCCAUGCCGAUGACGUCCUUUUCGUCGCUAGAGGAUGUGUUUGAGCAGCACAUCCCAGAGAAGGAGCGAACACAGGUCAUGAGGGUGCUCUACGGCAAGGGCAGGUGAGAUGAAUGGACCAACGAAAUGGUGACGGCGAUCUUGCUGCGCUGCAUGAGUGUGCUGUUGUAGAGGGGCGCUGGAGGUGGCUGAUGAUGUGGUCGAGUUGGCCGACGCCAACAACUUUCAGGUCAAGCUCGAGUCCAUGGUCAACCUCACCGCACAGGAAGAGGUAACACACAGACAGAGAGACAGACAGACGCUCAUGCAGACAGUCAGGCAGGCGCACCGUUUGUCUGCCUGUGUGCUCUGUCUGUGUGUCUGUGUGUCAGAUGCGCGCCCCUCGUGUGGUGAGGAUAGCGGUGGUGCAGAACUCCAUCGCCCUGCCAACCACAGACCCCAUCUCUGAGCAGUACCAGGUGGGCACACCACACCACACCACACCACACGACACCGGAAGUCAUCUCUUCUUUGCGUGUGUCUGUCGUGUGGGCGUCAGGCGCUGGUUGACAAGAUCGAGAAGAUGAUCGAUGCGGCCGGUAUGAUGGGGGUCAACGUGUUGGCGCUGCAGGAGGCGUGGCCGAUGCCCUUCGCCUUCUGCACGCGCGAGAAGCACAGGUGGAUGGAGUUCGCCGAGUCGGCCGAGUCGGGCCCCUCGACGCAAUUUCUCAAACACAAGGCCAAGCAGUACAACAUGGUCAUCAUCAACCCCAUACUCGAGAGGGACGAAGGUGGGUGCGGCGCUUACACGCACCGUGCACAAGCCACUUUGUCCGUGUGUGUGUGUGUGUGUGUGUUGGUGGCAGCGCACCAGGACCGGAUAUGGAACACGGCUGUGGUGAUAGGCAACAACGGCAACUACAUCGGCAAGCACCGCAAGAACCACAUACCACGAGUGGGCGACUUCAACGAGGCCACCUACUACCUAGAGGGUACGCGGGGUACCCAAACUCGCAAGGCAGACAGGCAGACGCACAGGGUGGGCGGCCUCCCUGAGGCGUUGGUGUCUUGUGCGCUCAGGCGACACCGGCCAUCCUGUCUUCGAGACCGUCUACGGCAAGUAAGCAGCCGCAGCCAGCAUCAGUGGCUGCGCGGUGUGUGCGAGUGUAUCUGUGGUCGUGUGUUGGUGCGGUUGGCGUUGGUCCACCGAUCAUCGCUUCAGGAUAGCGGUCAACAUCUGCUACGGGCGGCACCAUCCCCUCAACUGGAUGGCCUUCGCCAUGAACGGGGCCGAGAUCAUCUUCAACCCAUCCGCAACGGCAAGACACACACACACACAUCACACACAACCACUACCACAUGCAUCCAUCUCUAUCUCUCUCUCUCUGUGUGUGUGUGUGUGUCCGAUCAGGUGGGUGAGUUGUCCGAGCCGAUGUGGCCAAUAGAGGCCCGCAACGCCGCCAUCGCCAACACGGUCUUUGUGGCCGCCAACAACCGAGUCGGCACAGAGGUGUUCCCCAAUGAGUUCACUUCAGCCGACGGGAAGAAGGCACACAAAGACUUCGGUAAUGUCGCAGGCAGACAGACAGACAGACAGAGAGUAGCUCAUCAGCCGACGUGUGUAUGUGUGGUCACGUCAGGUCACUUUUACGGGUCUAGCUACGUGGCUGCCCCCGAUGCGUCGAGGUCAUCCUCGUUGUCCCGGCUGCGCGACGGAAUCCUGGCAGUCGACAUCGACCUCAACCUCAUCAGACAGGUGGGCAACGAAACUCGAGCCGACAUUGCCCCACCCACACACGCACGCGGCCUUGUGUGUGUGGUCUCACUGGUCGUCUCGUCAGGUUCGGGAUAGGUGGAUGUUUCAGAACACGGCUCGGUACGAGAUGUACGCGCAGCUCCUCAACCAGUACAUCAGACACGACUUCAAAGUCAGCGGCCAGCGCACACACAGACAAGACAAGGAAAGGAGUGCAUCCGUGUGUAUCGCAUCGGUAGCCUUUCUGUCUGUGUGGGGAUUGAUUUGAUGCCUGCAGCCCGAGUUGGUCCGCGACCCGGCUCUGGAUGACGCCAGGUUACCCUCCAGCACGGCAGCCAUACCGCUGUCCACCUGCACGGCCGACUACUGCACAGCUAAGUGACACAAGUGCUGGAGGGGCGGCUGGGCGGCGGGAUGCGUCUGCUUGCGCCGUGGGCUCGUUUGUUUAUUGAGAGGUUUAUAGCGGUCUGGUGGUCUGUCGGUGGUCGAUGUGCGUGGCAUGGAUAUCAUCGGCUGCGCCUUUUUGCGCAGCGGCCAAACCUGUAGGUACCGAAUCUGUAGUACCUGUAGCUAGCCUGUGCAGUGCAAGGCGUGUGUAUAUGAGCUGCACAGGCAUGGAGAUAUCAAUUGCUGACAUGACUGAUAGCUACUGGCUCAUAUGGUGCAAUCGUGGGGGACGGAAUGGUUCAUUCAGACACACGCUUCGCCCUGAUUGUGCAUCACUGCCGUGUUAUGUAUCGUCUCUUAUCUAUGCCGUGGCGUGUCGGUGUCUCCUGCGUGUGGCCGCCCCGUUCUUGCCCUGAUUUGGCGAGGCUGCCUCACAGUAGCUACAAAUCGAGAGAAAUCGACAAAUUGGAUAUCUGGAUGUGAACGGACAAUCAGAUGGCUCUGUGGCUUUUCACUUCGUCCAACAAACC